CGAGCUCAUCGCUACUACAUUUUAGCCGCAGUAAGGAGUGCGUACCAGGGCGUUUAGCCCGUAGUGUGAACCAUCUCCCAACUUCGUAACAUGAUGACCGUGCUGCCUAUCGCCGACACGACCACGCCCGCCAGCAAGAAGCGGCGCCGCAGCAUUGAACCCGUGGACUCUAGCAAGAUUCUGGCCAUGCCGCUGAGCAUGUCGCCGCGUUCGAUGGCGUCCAGCCCCGUCCGCGCCGCACUCCAGCAGACCGCUGCAGUCAAGCACGCCAGCCGGAGCGAGGACCUACUGCGCCGCAGCCUCAUGGGCCUCUCGUUGCAGCUCAAGCUUAAGAUGAUUCUCGUGGAAGCCUGGGCCUCGGACAUGAACAGCGUCGUAAUGGAGCGCAACCUCUUCUCUAUUGCCAAGGAGCUCGCUGUUCUGAAAGAGAUGGGCGUCUACGAGCAGCACACGUGUGUGCGAUUUCUGGAGCUGGCGCGCAACCGCAUGGCGCAGCUCCUGGAGCAGACAGAGCGUCACGAAACGCUGCACAUGGAAGCCGAGCAGAUGUGGACCAUGGCGCUCAUUCAGGCGCAAGAAGCCGUCGCCACACCGCCCACCAGUCCAUCCGCUGUCAGCGAGUUCCCGCUGCUCAGCGGCUUCGAUGCCAGCAGCCGCGAUAUUUCAGUGCUGUGGCGCGCCAUGUCCAUCGCGCGGGACCGCGGCGCUCAGCUCUGGCACGAGAACAAACCCGAACAGGCGCUGCCCUUUUUGCUGGCCGCUGAUUCGUACAUGAAGCGCUUUACGCUCAAGUACCAACGCCUCAAAGUGGACCACGCAAUGGUAGACACACUUCAGAAGCCGUCUGUUCAGCCCAAGCGCACGCCCUCGCGCGUGUCGUUCGCCGAGGAACCACAGGUCAUGGGAAUCGCAGAUGCCGAGGUGGAUCGAACGCCCAUCUGCCCGACCAAGCCAUCCAAGCUAGAGUCGUUACUACUGCGCACGUCGCGCGAGUUCCCGACGCCCCCAUUUUAGAUGCCAAAUCAUUUAUCAACUCAGGUCUCAAAGGAAGGCCCACGUACAGUAUUCUAGCAAGCUGAGAGUAACUUAUGAGCAAUUGUUCAGACAAAUCAUCAUCAUCAAA
Phytophthora infestans T30-4 is the source of this 1123-nucleotide messenger RNA. RefSeq lists its product as uncharacterized. The transcript has a single exon. The record is from RefSeq and is a predicted model, not a curated record. NCBI's taxonomy places the organism in Eukaryota, Oomycota, Peronosporomycetes, Peronosporales, Peronosporaceae. Bases 91 to 1014 code for a protein of 307 amino acids.